AGGCAAAGUCUUUAUAAGAGCUGAAUCAGCAGGUGAAUCCGCAGAUGCUGCCAAACUGUUUAAGAAGUUGUGUUUAGGACAUUUCUAAUCCAUCAUGCCAGAGAGAAAUCAAAGCUUUGUGACUGAAUUCAUACUUACUGGAUUCCCUGGACUUCAUCCAGAGUACCAAGACCUUGUCUCAGCAGUAUUGUUCUUAGUGUAUUUCUUAACUUUGACUGGCAAUGUUACAAUUCUGUUUUUAUUUGCAUGCGACCGCAGCCUUCAUAAGCCAAUGUAUCAUAUCAUUAUAAAUCUGUGUACAUGCGACAUUCUCUUUAGCACAACUACUUUACCUAAUAUCAUCAGUAAGUAUUGGUUUCAUUCAGGGACUAUUUCAUUCAAUGCUUGUUUUGUCCAAAUGUUCUUGGUUCACUAUCUUGGCACAGUGAAUUCCUACAUUCUCUUUCUGAUGGCUUUAGAUAGGUAUGUAGCGAUCUGCCAUCCUCUCAAAUAUCCCUUUGUUCUUAAAAACUCCACUAUCAUAAUUCUCAGUAUUAUUGCAUGGGUUAUUGCUCUGGCAGGAGCUUUAAUGUUAGUUAUUAGGGCAUACCCUCUUCCAUACUGUGCCUCAAAUAUAAUCAACCACUGCUUCUGUGAUCAUAUUGGUAUAACACUCCUAGCAUGUACUGACAGGGCCCCUUAUGGUUUUCCUGCUUUUGUGUUUGCAAUGGUUAUGUUACUGGGACCUCUGGCAUUCAUAAUAUUCUCAUAUUUCUGUAUAAUUAUAGCAGUACUUAAGAUUGCAGAUGUACAAGGUUGCAUAAAAUCUCUGUCCACUUGCAGUACUCAACUGAUUAUAAUCUCCCUCUAUUAUUUACCCAGAUGUUUUGUAUAUUUAGCCAGCAAUGUUGGCAUUACAUUUAAUGCUGAUGUGCGAAUAGUAAUUAUCAUGCUGUAUAGCCUUUCCCCCCCCAUGAUUAAUCCAUUUAUAUACUGCUUAAGAGCUAAGGACAUGAGAGUAAGCUUGUUGAAACAAAUCAAGAGAAGGGCCGUUUCAAAAAAAGCACAAGUUUCAGCUAUUUGUAACUGA
Cottoperca gobio is the source of this 1069-nucleotide messenger RNA. RefSeq names its product olfactory receptor 2AT4-like. NCBI's taxonomy places the organism in Eukaryota, Metazoa, Chordata, Actinopteri, Perciformes, Bovichtidae. The record is from RefSeq and is a predicted model, not a curated record. The coding region runs from base 95 to 1069 and encodes 324 amino acids. Gene Ontology annotation, biological process: G protein-coupled receptor signaling pathway. Gene Ontology annotation, molecular function: olfactory receptor activity; G protein-coupled receptor activity. The transcript is spliced from 2 exons. Gene Ontology annotation, cellular component: membrane.